Molecule: messenger RNA, 1020 nt
Organism: Rubroshorea leprosula
Lineage: Eukaryota; Viridiplantae; Streptophyta; Magnoliopsida; Malvales; Dipterocarpaceae
Source: the annotation of a GenBank genome assembly
AGAUAGAAGAAAAAUAAGGUUAAAUAAAUAAAUAAAGAAGUAAGAUUUCUUAUGGGAUUAAUGGCCGGCAACAAUAUGAAGGUUAUCGAGUAUUUUGUCACCCUAGCACUUGGAGUGAAUUUUCAGUGUUAUGCAACUGAGGUAAGUAAAUUAUGGUAACGCUUUUCGAUUUCAAAGUAUAAGCAUAUUUUAAAUUGUUUUGAGAUGGUAACAAGGUUUAAAUUGAUUUUAUUAGCAUCAAGCAUGAUUGACUUGAAAUGGAAUUAUUUUCAUUUUCAUUGAGUAGACCAUGCCUACUUGGAGAUUACUUAACUACCCUGAUGAUUUGAAAAUUUUUGUAAAUUAUGAUUUUCUUGUUAAAUCCAUGCCCACAUGGAAUUUUCCUGGUUUAUUCUUGAAAUUUGAGAUUGAUUGUGAAUUACGAAUUUUUCCUGUAAAUCCUGCAUGGUUUUGUCUCUAAUAUAGUCAUGAUUACUAAUUACUUACGCCCGCUAGUGGGAGUUUGCAAACGCUAGCACAUGUUGACAUGUUUACCGAUAGGACAAGUUCAUUCUUUAAUCCUACCAAUGGGAUAAUACAUUGGUUAUUACUGACGUAUGCUAGUGGGAAUUUGUUAAACACUGGCCAUGACUUAUAGAUGAGACUACUACUGAAUCUUAUUUUGCAUUGAUAGUUUAUAAUUGAACGUCUGUUAUGUUAAAAUGUUUAUUAGGCAUGCUUAAAUUUUACUCAUGGGCUAUCCAUAUUUUUACUUACUGAGAUAUUUUAUCUCAUAGUUUUCCUUGUCCACCAUUUCAAGAAGUGAGACCCGAGGCACAACUAACCAAAGGGAGCGACGAGCUAGAAGGCUAAUUAGUAUUUUGGACUUAGAUCCUUUUGGACUUAGGCCAUUAGCCACACAUGCUUGAUAUAGAUGUGAAAUGAUAAAUCAUUUUUUUGUACACUGAGUUUCCCUUGGUUAUAGCCUUGACUGUUUUAUAAACUUUUGUACAUCUGGACUAGUAAAUUUUUUGUAAUUGA